Engraulis encrasicolus (European anchovy) is the source of this 2643-nucleotide messenger RNA. It is a transcript of the gene socs5a, whose product is annotated as suppressor of cytokine signaling 5a. Bases 292 to 2091 code for a protein of 599 amino acids. Gene Ontology annotation, biological process: intracellular signal transduction; phosphatidylinositol phosphate biosynthetic process. Gene Ontology annotation, cellular component: phosphatidylinositol 3-kinase complex. The transcript is spliced from 2 exons. Gene Ontology annotation, molecular function: 1-phosphatidylinositol-3-kinase regulator activity. Lineage: Eukaryota; Metazoa; Chordata; Actinopteri; Clupeiformes; Engraulidae. The record is from RefSeq and is a predicted model, not a curated record.
UCAGCACUGCUGCACAGGCGACCAUAUCGGCCGUCAGGGAGAGAACGGCAAUCGCAGGCCUGGAUUAUGAAAAGAUUCAGAAAAUGUCGAGUUUUUAAUCGAUGAUCUCCGUCAGACAGAUCACUACAAUGAUAGCCGCCGAUAUGAAUUGGGCUAUAUUGUGUUCUGAUUCUAGACCCAAGGAGAUUUUCCUCUCGACUUUUUCUGACAUGUAUUUUUUCGCAAACAAAAGAAAACUGUCCCGAAAAUAAUUCAGGAAAGGAAGGACUCAGGGUGCCAGCGACCCACCCCAUGGAGAGGGUGGGUAAGGUGUGGAGCAACCUGAAGAGGGGAUGCCAGUCUCUGCUCCACCCCGAUGGAGACGUACGCGACCAGGCCACCACGACACUGGAGGCCAGCCCUCCUCCCAGGCCUCCAUCCAGCAGCUCAGCAACGCCCACGGUGUCGGGGAGGUCCAACCACGCCGUCACUACGACCAGGAGCAUCAGCGGGGACCUGUCGGUGUUCUCCAGCAUCCGGCGGCAUCCUGGCCAGAACUGCGCGGUGGUGGACAUGGCCCAGGUGCUGGAGAUCACGCUGGAGCAAGAGGUGGACGGCCGGCUGGGACAGCUGGGCAUGCGCAGAGACUCCUACUCGCGCCACGCGCCCUGGAGCGGCAAGAAGCGGCACUCGUGCUCCACGCGGGCGCAGGGCUCCCUGGAGGGCCGUGAGGGCCGCGGGAGCGGCAGGGGCGGAGGCGGGCGCUGUCGCCACCGAGGCGACGAGCUGGACGCCGACGGCGGCACGACGGGGGGCACCGUGCGCACGCUGCGGCAGCAGCUCCAGGACACCAUGGGCCUGUGUCUGCCCCUGCGCUGCUCCACGUCCCGCACGCCGCCCAAGCGCAAGAUCCACCUGACGGAGCUGAUGAUGGAGACCUGCCCCUUCCCGCCCAACUCGGACCUGGCGCGCAAGUGGCACCUCAUCAAGCAGCACACCACGCCAACCGUGGCCAACGCUGGCGACUCCUCCUCCUCCACCACCACCUCCUCGUCCACCACCCCGGCUCCCUUACCGCCCUCCGCCUCCACCCUCUCCUCCUCCUCCUCCUCCGCUGCCCUGGGCCAGCAGGACUGGCCUCGGGGUGGUGGGGGAGCGGGUGCGGCGCUCUCUGCCGAGGACGAGGAGGAGCGCCUUCGCGAGCGGCGGCGGCUCAGCAUCGAGGAGGGCGUGGACCCGCCGCCCAACGCCCAGAUCCACACUCUGGAGGCGGCGGCGCCCCUGGCCGCCCUCCACAAGCUGGGGCCCAAGCUGGCGCCGGGGCUGGGAGAGGGACUCGGGGAGGCUGGAGGAGGAGCAGGAGCACGAGGAGGAGGAGGAGGAGGAGGAGGGGGGACAGGAGCGGGGACAGGAGCGGCAGGACCCCCGGACUGUGACUCGGAGGAGGAAGACGGCACGACACUGUGCCUGCAAACUCGCCGCAGCCGCCACAGACACACCCACCACCCUCCCCCGUCCUCGGCGGCGGCGGCGGCGGCGUCCUCCUCCUCGGGCGGCGAGGCGGCGGGCCCGUGGCGCGUCCACACGCAGAUCGACUACAUCCACUGCCUGGUGCCGGACCUGCAGCGGAUCGCGGCGCUGCCCUGCUACUGGGGCGUGAUGGACCGCUACCAGGCGGAGGCGCUGCUGGACGGCCGGCCCGAGGGCAGCUUCCUGCUGCGCGACUCGGCCCAGGAGGACUACCUCUUCUCCGUCAGCUUCCGGCGCUACGGCCGCUCGCUGCACGCGCGCAUCGAGCAGUGGAACCACAACUUCAGCUUCGACGCGCACGACCCCUGCGUCUUCCACGCCGCCACCGUCACGGCGCUGCUGGAGCACUACAAGGACCCGUCGGCGUGCAUGUUCUUCGAGCCGCUGCUCACGCUUCCGCUGGCGCGCUCCUUCCCCUUUGGCCUGCAGACGCUGGCGCGCGGCGCCAUCUGCGGCCGGGUGUCCUACGACAGCAUCGGCGCGCUGCCCCUGCCCCCGCCGCUGCAGGACUACCUCCGGGAGUACCACUACAAGCAGCGCGUGCGCGUCCGGUGGCUGGAGCGCGAGCUGAAGGUCAAGUGAGAUUGGUGGGGGUGUCGCCCCAACGUGUUUCUUUUCUUUUUUUUUAUGAUUAUUUUAGUGUCCCCUGGGGGCCUCUCGCUUGGUGGUUUCAUCUGGGGCUGGGGGGGGGUCCCCGUGAGUGUCUACUUGGUGAUUAGUGAGACGGGGACAGGGAAACGGAGGGUGUCACUCGGGGCCUGUAACGAAGACGAAAAAAAAAACACGAGUCAUGUGUUGCAACAAAACUUUUAUCUCUCUUUUGUUUUAGUUACUUCUCUAAUAUCAAGAUGUAUAUUAAUUGGUGCUCCACCCUCUGUAAGCAAGCCCAGCAGCAGCCACUGCGUCAUCACAACACUCACUCGCGUAUCCUCAUUAUCGUCAUCAGAGAGGGACGGCAGCAUCUGCCCACUGCUUUGUACUUUUCUUUCUCUUUGUCUUUCAUCUGUUACUACCUAACCUUGUUCUUUUCUAGUUCAACUUUUUUUUUCCCCUGUCGUUUGUCCUCAGACAUUGUUAUUAUGCAGGACCCAGGAUUUGAGCUGUCCUUGCCUGUGCACACAGACACACACGCAC